CUCAGCACCCGUCACCACACUAUGUCUGCCUCAGAGAGCAGGCCCGACUCCGACACUCCUUUCCUGUCACCGCUCGCCAGCGCUCCAAAGUUUUCACCGCCGUCAACGAGAAACGUUUCCCCUAUUCGUAGGCCUCUUCACGACAGGUCAAACUCGCAAACCAACCAAUUUGCCGGUCCUACCAUUCGUGUCGUCGAUGAUCCUGGAACCGACGUCUAUUCAAAGACACCAUUUCCGAGUGAGCCAUCGCAAAUCUUACCACCACAUAAUGCGCCGGGAUAUGCGUUCGAGCGCAGGGGUCCUCGCGUUUCAGAAGGAGGAACUGUUGCCAAUGCGGUCGCAAAGCUCGAAGCCACUAGGACCCUGGUCCCCAAACCACUGCAGAAUAGCAAGAAAGCAGCCAGACACUCAGCCUCCACUAGCACCUCAGAAGCAGACACUUUCAUAGCAUCUUCGUUUUCUCCCUCAUCCACUCGGUUCUCUCAGGCCAGCACACCCCCGUCCUCGCCCUCUGCUCGCUCGUCACUCGUUACCGGGAAGGAAUUGGAACCGCUUGAAGAGGUCCCCUCAUCACCAUCAAGGUCUACCAUUCGGCUUAUUGCUCCCUCUACUUCCGCCAGCUCCGAGGCGCCGUCUGAAAGUCACGCAUUAACUCCAAGGGCAUCUGCCGCGUCGCUUGCUUCCACUGCGUCAUUGGGCACCCCCGAUACUCAAGUACAUCACAGGAGGUCGUCUUCCAAUUUCGUUGUUCUGAACGACACCCCCUCUACUCAGGGCCACAGGCGUACACCAUCGUCACCGUCCAGCAGGAAGAAGCAGGCUUCAUCUGACAAUACACCGUCGCGUCGACCCGUUUCGCAAGCAUCUUUCGCGCAAUCACUCGCUUUUUCUGACAUCACUUCCAUCAGCGAACAGCCAAGACCUUCUACACGAGGUACAGAGAUUAUUCAUGAAGCACGUACAACAACACUCACGAGUGGAACGCCAAUCAACUAUCCCGUCGUUCGCGCCCCUUCCGCCAGCAGCCUAUGGGCCGAGUCGCAAGAGUUGCCAUCGAUUUCCUCACGAAUGAAUAACCGCAACUCACAGGUGCACCAAUGGAGCUCACAGCUUUCUACCAUACACUCGGAAUCAGAACGCGCUUCGCAUUCGCUCAGCGUGCGCUCGUUUUCCCAAGAUGGUGCUUCAAAUUCGGGACGAGGUUAUAUACCACACGAAAGACACGCGGUUGAAAGCAUCGCUUCUUCUGAGAAUGUCUCGGCAAGUGCUACCGAUUCGUCUGUGGCGAUACCUCUUCCAUUGUUUUCCCCCUUGACUGGUCCUUCACAUCAUGACGAGAAGGGAUCGGAUGAAGCGCUUGAUACUGUGUCGCCAUUACAAUCACCUCCGCUUCGAAUGAAACGGUCGGGUCUCUUGCGAAGAUUGGACAGUGACACACGCUCAACACGAUCGAAUUCCUCUUCGCGACCCAGCUCGUCACAAUCAGACUUAUCCACCUUCUUCACCAACAGCAUCCCUGGAUGGGCGAGAGUUUACUACCGAAAAGGCGAACGUGUAUCAAUCGGUGCACCAGAAUCUCUUUCAGACUCGUCUGAUAACUAUCGCCUACAUACCGCACAAAGUGGGCGCACAACCACACCUUCGGAAGGCAACGCUCCGUUUGGAAUAUACCGCCCACGUAACAGGCCUCACGAACGAAUAUCACAGGCCGAGUCACUUUACUUGUCGGAUGAAUUAGACAACCAGGAACCUUAUGUCAUCGGUCGUGAGCGACUUAUGAGCCCGCCCUUCACCCCUCGUCUACGCCAGGAUCGCCGAAGCCAAGCUCAACUCAGUGCUUGGAAAGCACCUUCCUUCGACGAGAACUUCGGAUCAAUGUUGUUCAGCCGUCAAAACCGGCAAAUUGUUCUGUUCUGCUUUGGUUUUCUCUGUCCUCUAUUAUGGAUGGUCGCUGCAGUCCUCCCUUUACCUCCCGACCCGACGUCCAAAAAACCCAGAGACAGCCAAAUGGACAUUGAGCGUCAGCUUGAACGCAACUUCGGACCCGUCGACGACAAAUCAUUCAAAAAAGCCACUUGGUGGCGCAAUUUGAACAGGGUCAUGUCUGGCUUGGGGACUCUGCUUAUCGGAGCAAUUAUCGCAUUGGCCAUAUUGGCUUCUCGAAUGAAAUAG
Periconia digitata is the source of this 2172-nucleotide messenger RNA. The record is from the annotation of a GenBank genome assembly. NCBI's taxonomy places the organism in Eukaryota, Fungi, Ascomycota, Dothideomycetes, Pleosporales, Periconiaceae.